Molecule: messenger RNA, 1023 nt
Organism: Phragmites australis (common reed)
Lineage: Eukaryota; Viridiplantae; Streptophyta; Magnoliopsida; Poales; Poaceae
Product: acid phosphatase 1-like
Exons: 3
Coding region: 28-780 (250 amino acids)
Source: RefSeq, a predicted model, not a curated record
GCAUUAAAGUUUCUGCAAGCAGUUCAAAUGGCGGCUCUCAUGGUCCUGCUUGCUGCCAUGCCGUGUUUGGGUUCCAUGUUUGAGGCGGCCGAGGGGACGCCGUGGCUGUGGCCGCCGAGCGGCGGCGACGACCCCUACUGCCUGAGCUGGCGGUUGAUGGUGGAGGCCAACAACGCCAAGGGGUGGCGCACGGUGCCUGCGCCGUGCGUCGGCUACGUCCGGGGCUACAUGGCCUGGGGCCAGUACUACCGGGACGUGGGCGGUGUCGCGGACCAGGUCGCCGCCUACGCCGCCCAGAUCGCGCCCGCCGCCGCCGACGGCCUGGACGCGUGGGUCCUCGACGUCGACGACACGUGCCUGUCCAAUCUGCCCUACUACCAGGCAAAGCAGUUCGGGGCGUAUGAUCCGGCGGCGUUUAAGAUGUGGGCGAGCAGAGGGAUGUGCCCGGGGAUACCUGCAAUGCAGUGGCUGUUCCAGGCGCUCAAAGGCAGAGGGUUCAGGGUCUUCCUUGUGACGGGGAGGGAUGAAGAAGCUUUGGGCUUGAGCACGGCCGCCAAUCUGGCCGCGGCCGGGUUCUCGGGCUACGACCGGCUCAUCACCAGAGGUGCUGGUUACCGUGGGCAGAGCUCGGUGGCGUUCAAGUCGGCGGUGCGGAAGCAGCUGGUGGAGGAGGGCUACCGGAUCCGAGGCAACGUCGGCGACCAGUGGAGCGACCUGCAGGGCGACUGCGUCGGGGACCGCGUGUUCAAAGUGCCCAACCCCAUGUACUUCGUCCCGUGACGACUCGCCAAAACUUGCUAGUUGCUCGCAGAUACUGACGAAUUCCGGCCAAGCUGUGCACCGCGGCACGGCCUGCCUGCAUGGGUCAGGUCAUCACGAAAGGCGUGCGUGUGGUCUGGGCACGUAGGAUUGCUUUGUUCGCUAGCUACACGUGGAUGGACGGAUGCAGCCAAAAGUACGAACGUUCCUUCUGGCCCAAAGACUGACCGAAGCAUGCUUCAGAUUUGUUCCCCUCGCCAUCUA